GCUCAGCUUUCUCACCUCACAUCACACUGACAUUUCACCCACCGCUGCUGGAGCUUAGAACACAAAGGCAGAAAGAAACAUGAGCAACUCACUGCUGAAGAUGCUGGGCACCUUGAUGUGCGUCCUGGCCGCCUGCGCCGAAGUCUUGCCUGUUAAAGACUUCAACCUGGAGAAGAUGGCGGGCAAGUGGUACAUUGUCGGUUUUGCCACCAACGCUCAGUGGUUUGUGAACCACAAGGCAGGAAUGAAAGUGGGCACUGCCAUAUUUGCACCGACUACUGAAGGAGACCUGGAUCUGUCUUAUGCCAACCUGAAUGCUGAUGGUAGCUGCUGGAGAAUGACUCACCUUGCUCAUAAAACUGAAACUCCUGGACGCUUCACCUUCCACAGCCAGGUUUGGAACAAUGACAACGACAUGCGCAUUGUUGAGGUCCAGUAUGAAGAGUAUGCUGUUGUCCACACCAUCAAGACAAAGGAGGGAGUGUCCGAGGUCCUCAAUAAGCUUUACAGUCGUACUCAGGUGGCCAACGCUAACCUGCGAGAGAGGUUCUCUAAGUUCUCAGAGGAGACCGGCAUCUUGACCGACAACAUCGUUAUCCUGCCUGAAAAUGCUGAAUGUCCACCGGCCUGAGGAGUCCCCCACCUUCCUCUGUCCUUCAUUCUCUCACUGUGACGUCUGCAGCACUUUGCUGCAGUUCCUGCUGCGAACCAAAGAAUCCAUCCGGAUCCUCUUCUCUCAAACUGUAUCAACAGUGGCAUUAGAGAGGAACAAUAAAGACCUGACUAGUGAGACAAUGCAUUUUGUAACUGCUUUUUUUUAAUGCUGUUUUGUCUUUGGAAAUGAACUCCAUUACAAUAAAAUUGAUAAAACAAAAA
Hippoglossus stenolepis (Pacific halibut) is the source of this 876-nucleotide messenger RNA. Its product is annotated as lipocalin. The record is from RefSeq and is a predicted model, not a curated record. The transcript is spliced from 6 exons. Gene Ontology annotation, molecular function: small molecule binding. The coding region runs from base 80 to 631 and encodes 183 amino acids. NCBI's taxonomy places the organism in Eukaryota, Metazoa, Chordata, Actinopteri, Pleuronectiformes, Pleuronectidae.